CGUAACCAGUGUUUUGAAAGAAGUGGUGUCAUUUGCAUUCAUUUAAUUUGCCCAAUUUUGUUGAGUCAUUUAAACCGUUUUGAAGUAGUCAUGGAUACAAGUUCACGUAGACUAAGUAGGCAGGUAGACCUCAAUUUGCUUUCCAAAGAUUUCACGACUUGGUACGGGAAACAUCAGGAUUUAGUUCUCCAGAACAAUACAUUAAGAGAGGAGAUUUUGACACUGACCAGCCAAGCUAAGCUGGAUAAGAAGACGGAGAAUACCUCACAAGUUGAGUUGAAUCAACUGCAUGAGAUUAUAUCUGGCCUUCAAGACAGUGUGACUAAGAAAUGCAAUCUAGAAGAUGAGAACAAGCAACUCAAGGAAACAAUUCAGAGACUUAAAGAGGACAUUGAUGCUGUGAAAGAGGAAGGUAAAGAAGCUAUUACUACAGUAGAGAGACAACUAGAAGAAGUCCACGCUGAACACACAUGCCAGAUAGAGGAAACCCAUCAACAGGCCGUUAUGCUAAAGGCAAAAGAGCUCACAGCUCUGGAGAAAGAAAUUCGAGUUAAGUCAGCUGAGAAUAAACAACUUAAGAAACAAUUUGCUGAAGCUGAGAAGGGUCACCAGACUGGGAUUGUCAAGUUGAGAUUGGAGUACGAUGCCAAACUGUUAAAACUACAGAGUGCCAACACAAGAACUAUUCAACGAAAUGAAAAACCGGUUUCUGUCGGCAGUCAUAUCUUCAGAGAGAAAAUGUUGAAUGCCCAGGCAGCUUCAGAAAGAGAGGUUGCUCAUCUAAAACAAACUGUCAAUGACUUAAAGAGAAAGCUUAGCCAACAUUCAUCAGCAACAGGUGGUAAACGUAAACUCUAACAAUCCAGCGCUUUAUUGUUAAUGAAAAUACUAACUAGUAUUGGAUUUUGUUAAAAGUAAGGAAUGAUCCUAGUAAACUAUUGAAACAAUGAUCGCUCUAUAUUCAGACACCCCUACAUGUAUGUCCCACUACAACCUGAUGAUUUAUAUGGUUGGGUUAGGGUUAGAGUGAGUAAAGUUUAAGAAACAUAGGCAUGAUGUCGAAACAAAGGCGGGACGUCGAAACAUAGGCAUGAUGUCUAAACAUAGGCGUGAUGUUGAAACAUAGGUAUGAUGUCCAAACAUAGGCGUGAUGUUGAAACAUCUAUAGGCAUGUCGAAACAUAGGCAUGAUGUCGAAACAUAGGCCUGAUGUUGAAACAUAGGUGUGAUGUUGAAACAUACAUGUACAUGUAGGGGUGCAGCCAUUCAUACACGUGUAGAGACUGUAUGGCUUUCUCAGGUGCGAGGUUUUCCCAAUGUCAGCCACAUACACAAUGGCAUACAUGUACAUUUGUUGACCCUGUAAUAUAUCGUGAACUUCUCUUUGUUCUCCCAAUGUUUUCAAUUAAAUUAUGGCUGGGUCAUCCACUUACUCAAUCAAUAUGACUCAUACUUCUCUUAAAACCCUCAGUCUCAAUAGGCAAAUCUGCUACCCACAAACAUACUCCAAUCAUAACCAGAGGUUGGUUUAGGAAAGGCACAAAGCAAUGUUUCCUGUUAAUUCACUAAACCACCUCGUGAUAGUUUCCUAGUUUGACUUGAUAUAACUACGCGACUACAAGAAAGAAAGAAGGUUGGUAGGAAAGGCACAAAGCAAUGUUUCCUGUUAAUUCACUAAACCACCUCGUGAUAGUUUCCUAGUUUGACUUGAUAUAACUACGUGACUACAAGAAAGAAAGAAGGUUGGUAGGAAAGGCACAAAGUAAUGUUUCCUGUUAAUUCACUAAACCACCUCGUGAUAGUUUCCUAGUUUGACUUGAUAUAACUACGUGACUACAAGAAAGAAAGAAGGUUGGUAGGAAAGGCACAAAGCAAUGUUUCCUGUUAAUUCACUAAACCACCUCAUGAUAGUUUCCUAGUUUGACUUGAUAUAACUACAAUGUACGUGACUACAAGAAAGAAAGAAGGUUGGUAGGAAAGGCACUUAAUGCAAUGUUUCCUGUUAAUUCACUAAACCAUCUCGUGAUAGUUUCCUAGUUUGACUUGAUAUAACUACGUGACUACAAGAAAGAAAGAAGGUUGGUAGGAAAGGCACAACGCAAUGUUUCCUGUUAAUUCACUAAACCAUCUUGUGAUAGUUUCCUAGUUUGACUUGAUAUAACUACGUGACUACAAGAAAGAAAGAAGGUUGGUAGGAAAGGCACAAUGCAAUGUUUCCUGUUAAAUCACUAAACCACCUCGUGAUAGUUUCCUAGUUUGACUUGAUAUAACUACGUGACUACAAGAAAGAAAGAAGGUUGGUAGGAAAGGCACAAUGCAAUGUUUCCUGUUAAUUCACUAAACCAUCUCGUGAUAGUUUCCUAGUUUGACUUGAUAUAACUACGUGACGUCAAGAAAGAAAGAAGGUUGGUAGGAAAGGCACAAUGCAAUGUUUCAUUUUAAUUCACUAAACCAUCUCGUGAUAGUUUCCUAGUUUGAACUGAUAUAACCACAAGAAAGAAAGAAGCUGAUUGUAGUAAUAAGUAAAGUAAAAUAAUAUAUUUUCAAUGGACAAUGGAAGAGAAAAUAUAAUUUACACCACACCAAAUUCUAGUCCAAUGUUUCAAUUAAAAAGUAAUCAAUAAAUUAUAUAGCUGAACACAGUUUUAUCCAAAAAUUAUUUUAAGCAAAUCUUUUAAGUCAAUCUUGUAAGUUAAUCUUUUUAGUUAUUUGCAAAUAUGAAAGAUUUACAUGUUGAUUUAAAAACAAAACAAAAAAAACACACAAAAAUUAUACAAAUGCUUAUUACAUAUACACGUAAUCAUUCUUUUUCUAAUUCUUCAAUAUUAAUUGAAAACAUUAGAAUAAGCUGUUACGAACUGCUUACAAAUCAAAAUGACCCAUGUUAUAAGUACUAAAGAUAGUUCUAAUGGCCUGACGUUUUGACCUAAAUGUUCAUUUAUUCUUAAUUAACCCAAACCUAUGACGCCAUCAUGCUAUUGUUAAAUCGCUCCAUUAUUCUGCACGAAUGGCGCGAUAGGUACAAUUAUAACACAUCUCUUGCUUGUUCUGUAUUCUGGUUGGCUGAAACACGAUCACGUGGGAUGAACUAAUAUAGGCUAGUGAU
Molecule: messenger RNA, 3105 nt
Organism: Asterias rubens (European starfish)
Lineage: Eukaryota; Metazoa; Echinodermata; Asteroidea; Forcipulatida; Asteriidae
Product: coiled-coil domain-containing protein 152-like
Exons: 8
Coding region: 91-858 (255 amino acids)
Source: RefSeq, a predicted model, not a curated record